Molecule: messenger RNA, 596 nt
Organism: Canariomyces notabilis
Lineage: Eukaryota; Fungi; Ascomycota; Sordariomycetes; Sordariales; Chaetomiaceae
Exons: 2
Coding region: 132-596 (154 amino acids)
Source: RefSeq, a predicted model, not a curated record
CAACUUGAAAGUCUGCCACUAUCGUAGUUCCGUAGCAGAUUCAUCCACCGCAGCCGUCCAUAGUCUUGAUACAGCCGUAACUCUCCUGCAGUCAGUCGCCAUUAUACUACCAGCAAAGAGGAUUUUCCACCAUGAAAGGCAAAGGAGCUCUCGCACUCGUAGGCACCUGGGCUGUGCACAAUUACACCUACAUCCAGGAUGGCGUCCCAACCAUCAUUCCGCACUGGGGCUCAGGUAUAAACGGAGCCAUCAGCUACAGCCAGUCUGGCUGGGUGGUCACCAGCCUCCGCUCGUCAGACGCGGCGCUUCUCCCGUUGAACCUGACAUAUCCGCCUCGCGAUGACCAGCUCGAUUCAGACUGGGCCAAGAUUGGAAAGACCACCCUGUCGUACUGGGGCCCGUACACAGCCGUCCCAACGACUGAGCUCACGGGUUCGGUGGUCCACGGGCCGUUGGUGGGUUCACACGUUCCCCGUUCGGUCGGGAGCACGCUGCAGCGCAACUACACCGUCGUCAAGACCGACGAGGGGACGUUCUUGAACCUGGUGUUUGGUUCUGACGCGGUGCAGAGUUUGUGGUGGAGGAAGCUCGAUUGA